AUGAAGCUCUAUAGCCUCAGUGUCCAUUAUAAAGGAGCUACCAAAGCCAACCUUCUGAAAGCGGCCUACGACCUCUCUUCUUACAACUUCUUUCAAAAGUCCAGCGUCCAGGAAUUCAUGACCUUCACCAGUGCCUUGAUUGUUGAGCGGACAACAGUUGGAAGUCGUGCCUCUGUAAAAGAACAAGAGUACCUUUGUCAUGUGUAUGUGAGGAAUGACAACCUGGGUGCGGUGGUCAUAGCAGAUGCUGAAUACCCACAGAGAGUGUGCUUCACACUUCUCGACAAGGUUUUAGAAGAGUUUUCCAGGCAGGUGGACAGUAUAGACUGGCCCUCCGGUAACCCCGACACAGUUAACUACAAAGCGCUAGACAUUCACCUUGCCAAAUAUCAGAACCCCAAGGAGGCAGAUGCAAUGACCAAAGUACAGGCAGAGCUGGACGACACCAAGAUCAUUUUGCACAAGACCAUGGAAAGUCUGUUGGAGAGAGGAGAGAAACUGGAUGACCUCGUGGCCAAGUCAGAACACUUGGGGAGUCAGUCCAAAGCAUUUUAUAAAACCGCGAGGAAACAGAACUCUUGCUGCGAGGUCAUGUGA
This is a messenger RNA of Nerophis lumbriciformis (worm pipefish), 597 nucleotides long. The record is from RefSeq and is a predicted model, not a curated record. NCBI's taxonomy places the organism in Eukaryota, Metazoa, Chordata, Actinopteri, Syngnathiformes, Syngnathidae.